CAUUCCAAAAUUCCACAGCUCAACUAAAAGAGACGGAGGACCAUAAACACUCCGGAAGCCAAUGAACUUGCCGCAAACAGAAUGAGUCUAGCAGAAGAUAACAAUUACUUGCAGGAUAAUUGGCCGGAGGAGGAUUUCAUGAGUUUGCUGAAGAUGGACGAUGCGAUGCUGUUCAGCGAACCACCCUCCAACACGGCCGGUGGUUCGGACGAGCUGGACGACAUUAUGCGCACCCUCAACUACAGCUACUCCAACGAGGCGUAUCUGGGCGAACAGCAGGUCACAUCGCCACUAUCGUCCCACUCGUCCUCGGAUCAGGAAUUUCACGGUUUCCCAAACACAACCGACGGUAGCAGCAGCAGUGCAUCGCUCGAUGGCUAUUUCGACGAAGGGUACGGUGUACGCAUGCAGGACUCGCCGCCUAUGAUUAAGCAGGAGCUGAUGAACGUCGACUUCGGGAUGGUCAAUGUGCUGGAACCGGGCAGUCCAACCGAACAAGGCGUACUCUCAUCGGCCGCUUCCGACAGUGGACUGUCAAGCGAUCAUCUUGAUCUAGACCCGAAUACAGAAUAUGAAGCACUUAGCCCCGGAAUGUCUUCACCCGGUCCGUCCAUCAGUGAACGUGGUGGACAGAAUUCGCCACCACGCUACAUGAAAUCGGUCCAAGUGAUGGCGGAAGUUCCCCAAAUGAUUCAGCAGGUUCAACAGCUUGGCACACAAUCGCUUCUGUCCCAAUCGGCCAGUGUUGCAGGUCAACGAACGAUCCAAACUAUUGCACCUGCUCGCGCGGCUGAGAAGAUGGUCGCUAAAACGAUCGUUACUAGUAUCAAUGCGCAACCAUCGCUGAAGACGACGUCCUCGGCUAACAAGCUAUCAACAGCAACCGUUUACCAACAACAGUCUACGGGAGUAAAACCGUUGAUCGGGGCUGCCGGGAAUGCUCCCAAGAGGAUUAUUGCGUCGACAAACAGCGGAACGAAUACUUCAAUUCCGCAACAACUCGUAACCAACGGCAAAGAGCUAAAGAUCAUCCGUAUGGCAACGAUGAAGAACGGUCAAACAGUUGCAGUUGCUAGCGGACUCACGACCACCACCACCAGCAGCAGUACUGCGACGGCAUCCAGCAACAAGAAAGUUACCCUCCAGCUAAAGAACUCCACCACGAACGUAAAGUCUACCGGGAUUAUUCCUAAGAAUGUGGUGCUUACAUCAAGCUCGUCGGCAGCGACCGGUGCCAAUCAUCAUGGUGCUGCUCCGGUUCGCAAAAUUAUCCGCAUGCAGCAGCAAACACAACAAAACGGACGGCAGAUACUGGUCCCGGUCACGAUCCAAGAUUUGCGCUCGAUCAAGAUCGUCAACUCGAACAACAUGAAGAACAAAUCGGCCAACAUUAAGCUGGCCGCAGCCAACAUGCUUCAACAGUCGAAGCAAGGGCUAAUACAGAAGAAUGUUGUGCUGAGCAAGGAUCAACUGCUCGUGGACGAUGGUCCAAUGUCGGACGCUGGACCAAGUUCCUCCGACUCGGAAAGUUACGUGUUUGAAGACAUUAUGCAGCAGAGCAGCUCGGUAAUAGCGGAGGUUGAGCGUCAGCAGCAACAGCAGCAGCAGAAGAAUCACCAUUAUCAUAACCUUCAUCAAAACAUUAUCAGCGAUUCGGACGUUGAACCGGAUGGUGAUGAUGAUGGUGAUGACGAUGAUGUCGAUAUGGAUGAGAUCGGUAAGGGUCGCAACCAGAACGGAACCUAUCAGAAAUUGAUGCUAACAGCGGAAGAGAAGCGAUUGCUGGCGAAGGAAGGCAUCUCGCUGCCGACCAGCUAUCCGCUGACGAAGCACGAGGAGCGAGAGUUGAAGCGCAUCCGAAGGAAAAUUCGCAACAAGAUUUCGGCUCAGGACUCGCGCAAGCGCAAGAAGGAGUAUGUGGAUGGGUUGGAAGAAAGAGUGAAACAGUGUACGGAAGAGAACCAAAAUUUGGUCAAACGAAUCAAGAUUCUGCAGAGCCAAAAUCACGACCUCGUUAGCCAGAUGAAGCGCAUCCAAUCCCUUCUAACUAAGGGCACCAGCAAGACAACACAACCGGCCACCUGUUUGAUGGUGCUGCUGAUCAGUAUGGCUCUCGUGGCCGUCCCGAACCUGAAGCUAGGCAACACAGCCACCCAGCAAAACAUUCAGGACUCGAUCGAGAUGUCCGAGCUGAUGCAGGAACCAGCCAACGAUAAGCUGCAGCACGUGCAGCAGAGUCGCCGUGCUUUACUGUUCGACACCAAGGAAGGUACACCGGCGGCUAACAAUGCCAUCACAGGCGAGGAAGAGCUAAACUUUGACGAGCUGAUGUCUUCGUUCAAUGCGAACGCGUUGAUCGCGAACGAGCACGAUUACUUCAGCGAGGGCAAUGAGCCACCUUCAGCGAAACGGUCCAAGCUGAUGAGCCCAACACUGAUCGAUUACGAUGUGGAUGAUGAGGUGUGGAACGGUGGCAACAAGAUUCGCAUCAAGCAGGAGGCGGGCUCAAUGUCACCGGACAGUAGUAGCAGCACCACAGCGGGCGGCAACGAGCUGUUCGAGCAGAAAGUGCGCGAGUUUCAGGCAUCGUUGGAGAAGACCGUUAACAGUGCGUCGCCCCAGGUGAUAGUGGAUCGUGAGCUGUUUGAGUUGGUCGGUAAGCAGGACACUAACGACGGGUUGUACGACCUGAGUCUGCUCGAUACGUUCUCCACUGGUAGCAAGGGUGGGAUCGGAAUGAAUGACGCCGCCACGGGAAUCGAUUUGCUCGCCGUACGUGCCGAACGUCCGUCUGUGGUGAGUGCCGAUUCGACGGCGGACGAUGCGAACGAUGCGCGGAAGUUGAACGCUUCCCAGCAGAUUCAGCAGCAAAACAACAAGCGUAAACUGCUGCUCUAA
Messenger RNA from Anopheles maculipalpis, 2898 nucleotides. RefSeq lists its product as uncharacterized. Gene Ontology annotation, molecular function: RNA polymerase II cis-regulatory region sequence-specific DNA binding; DNA-binding transcription factor activity, RNA polymerase II-specific. Gene Ontology annotation, cellular component: nucleus. The record is from RefSeq and is a predicted model, not a curated record. Bases 82 to 2898 code for a protein of 938 amino acids. Lineage: Eukaryota; Metazoa; Arthropoda; Insecta; Diptera; Culicidae. The transcript has 4 exons. Gene Ontology annotation, biological process: regulation of transcription by RNA polymerase II.